Zophobas morio is the source of this 903-nucleotide messenger RNA. RefSeq names its product GTP-binding protein SAR1b-like. Gene Ontology annotation, molecular function: GTP binding; GTPase activity. The record is from RefSeq and is a predicted model, not a curated record. Bases 168 to 749 code for a protein of 193 amino acids. Lineage: Eukaryota; Metazoa; Arthropoda; Insecta; Coleoptera; Tenebrionidae. Gene Ontology annotation, biological process: endoplasmic reticulum to Golgi vesicle-mediated transport; membrane organization; intracellular protein transport. The transcript is spliced from 6 exons. Gene Ontology annotation, cellular component: endoplasmic reticulum exit site; COPII vesicle coat.
AGGGAGUUUUGUCUCGAGUGUUGUCGCGUUGGUAGCGCUAGUGUCACAUCACCUUCAAGUGCCAACAACAAUCCCGUUCGGUGGUAAAUUUUGAACAAUCCCAAAAAGCCAAAAAGUCGCACUUAAACCACAACUUCGAGUAUUAAAACAACCUGAAUUAAACAAAAAUGUUCCUUUGGGAGUGGUUUACAGGAGUCUUGGGCUUUCUAGGCUUGUGGAAGAAGUCGGGCAAGCUGCUUUUCCUAGGGCUCGACAAUGCGGGAAAAACGACUUUGUUGCACAUGCUCAAGGAUGAUAAGCUGGCACAGCAUCUUCCAACACUAUAUCCUACGUCAGAGGAAUUAUCAAUUGGAAAUAUGCGAUUCACGACGUUCGAUUUAGGUGGUCACACUCAGGCGAGGCGCGUUUGGAAAGAUUACUUCCCCGUUGUCGACGCUAUUGUUUUCCUGAUAGACGUCAACGACCACGACAGAUUCGAGGAGAGUAAAAUAGAGUUGGUGUCACUUUUGACGGACGAGACGCUAUCAACUUGCCCUGUACUUAUACUUGGCAAUAAAAUCGAUUUACCUAAGGCGGCUUCCGAGGAUCAACUGAGAAUGUUUUACAAUUUGUAUGGAAACACUACCGGAAAGGGAAAAGUGCCUCGGUCUGAAUUAGCAGCGCGCCCUCUAGAGUUGUUCAUGUGUUCUAUCCUGAAAAGACAAGGGUACGGCGAAGGGUUCCGGUGGCUUGCGCAGUACAUCGACUGAGCGACUCAGUAACGUCAAAUUGGUGUGAACGGACUGUUUAUAUAUAUAGUUACGGGUAUUUUGUUGUAUAUUUAUUAUAUUAUUUAUAAACAAGGUUACGUCCUAAGUGUCAUUGCAGUUGUUAACUCGUAAUUCGGUGAAAUUGAACUAAAUA